Messenger RNA from Rhinichthys klamathensis goyatoka, 2306 nucleotides. It is a transcript of the gene wdpcp, whose product is annotated as WD repeat containing planar cell polarity effector. NCBI's taxonomy places the organism in Eukaryota, Metazoa, Chordata, Actinopteri, Cypriniformes, Leuciscidae. The record is from RefSeq and is a predicted model, not a curated record. Gene Ontology annotation, biological process: establishment of protein localization; cilium organization; nervous system development. Gene Ontology annotation, cellular component: axonemal basal plate.
CGUCUGGCAACAAACACACACGGCGACUUUGGCAUCAAUUCAAUCAAGUGGAGAUCAACAGAUUAUUUGUGAACUAAUCGACAGUCUCCUGUUUGAGUUCGAUCAGAUGUCGUUCUGCCUGGCGGAGCUGCACUUGUGGUCCUUCAGGAACAGCCUGCAUGUCCCAGAUACAGACAUUGGCACAUACCAACUCUAUGAAAAAGGAGAACCAGCCUCUCCUACAGAUCAGCAUUACUACAAUGAGAAACAGCAGUUUGCAGACAGUCGGGGUUACCCAUGGUUCCUUAGUAACCGUCGUCCGGAGAAGCUGCGUGAUGCCCUAAAGGAACUAGAGGAGCUGCUGCAGUCAUGCCCGGUCAUAAGUGUCAGAUGGAGAAGCAAGCAGUGCUGUCAGAUGCUGUUGAGAUCAGGUGUGUUGGUGACCCUUAUCCUGGGUGGAGCUCAGGUUGAACGAGUGGCCAUUGACAGAACGCUGGUUGGGCGACUACCUGCUGACACCAUCAGCGACGCGGUGAUUUGCGAUCGCUUCCUGCUUUUCUCGCUGAUGGAGAGGAGUCAGGUGUGUCAGGUUUACUUGAACAGGAAGAACCAGAGCUCACCUGAACCAGCACGACACAUGGAGAAACUCACAGCUGCGGAGAUUAAGGUUUCAGUGGUGGACUUACCUGGCGGGGGACGCCGCGUGGAGCGCCACAUGGGUCUGAACCGGACGCAGGAUGUGGCCGUGUGCUGGUGGCCGCUCUGUAACGAGGAGGUUAGGCCUUGGUCUCCCAUCCCUCGGGCAGCGGACAGGGCCAACCUAGUGCUGCUCGCCUGCUCGGAUACCCCGGGGCUUACGGUUUUGAGCUCUGUCCGAACUGACGGAAACCCUAUUGACUGCAGAUUUAGUCUGACCCAACCCUACCAUGUCCUGACUGUGGAGCUACACCAAGAGGCCAAACACUCCACGUCUGAGCUGCAUGAGGAGGCCCAGCCUCCCGAUGUCCAAACUUGUGUGUAUGAAUCUGCUCAUGGACGUCUCCAGCGUCUGUCCGGCACUCCUCUAUCCCUCAAAUCCAAACCCAUAACCUGUAGUCGUGACCCGUUGGAGCGCUGGGUUCUCUUGGGGCUUCAGGACUGCUCGGUGGUACUUUUCGACCCACAGACUGGCCUCUCCCAGUGGGCCACCUGCUCCAUGGUGCCGGCGAUGCUAGCUUGGCAUCCUUCAGGAGCUCUGCUGAUGGUGGGCGGAGGUCAAGGCGAGCUCCAGUGCUUUGAUAUGGGGCUCUCGCCUCUCCCUCUGCGGUUAGUGAGUGAAGAACCAGUCCCCAGCUCUGGAGGCCCCAGCCUGCAGCUGUCUCGCCACAUGAAAACCUCAGAGGGGCUAGAAGGGAUCCAAUGGGCCUACUGUCCGAUAUCCCAGGGAAACGAGGGUCUGGAGGCACAUGAUUUACUGCUGCUUCAAUUUCAUGGAGGGCCACUUGCUGUUCUGAAGCUAAGACUGGGUGUGUUUAAUGGUGCUCAGCUAGGCCCAGGCGAUCUGGUACAUGACCGUUUGCGCUGUGAGGAGGUGGAUGCAGCACUGGGAAUUCUGGGUAAUAUGGACUGGGCCAUGAUGGGAGCAGAGUGUUACAGGUCACUCAUCUCCAUCACAGAUCACCUGCUGAGAAAACCACUGGACCAGGAGACUGAAGGUCAGUUGGAAGCGGCGCUGGGGCUGUUUUACACUCCCUGCAGACCCCUCUCAAACACUGUCAUACUGGAGUACAGAGACCCCAUCAGCAGAUACGCCCGGCGAUUCUUCCAUCACCUGCUCAGACACCAGCGGUUUGAAAACGCCUUCUUGCUGGCUGUAGAUAUCGGAGCUAGAGAUCUGUUCAUGGACCUCCAUUACGUGGCAGCAGAUAAGGGUGAGGUGGUGUUAGCCGCUGUAGCCAAGAAGAAGGCUAAUGAAAUAGACGCAGAGGCACAAACAUCGGCACCAGAUGAGUGUCAGUCAGCAUACGGAGGGCAGAGUGGAGUCAAGCUCCCACCAACCAGCAGCGACAGACAUGUUCACCACCCCAAACGCUGGAGCACUGCAUCAAGGAAUAGGGCUGCAGAAACGUCGACUUCUGAGGCUAUGGAUGACCUCUCUAACAGCCUGACAAGUCAUCGCACCUGGCCUUGGAAACACACAGAAAUCAACCUUGUCGACCGGAACACACAGGUGCCUGAGGAGGGGAAACUGAAAGUUAUUCAUUUUGGUUUAGUCUAAAUUAGUACAAUCAAUGCUAUUAAUAGUUUUUAAUAUUUUUAUAACAAUUAAAAAAUGUUCUUUUAGUAAA